This is a messenger RNA of Empidonax traillii (willow flycatcher), 2294 nucleotides long. It is a transcript of the gene SUCLG2, whose product is annotated as succinate-CoA ligase GDP-forming beta subunit. Gene Ontology annotation, biological process: tricarboxylic acid cycle; succinyl-CoA metabolic process. The coding region runs from base 18 to 1316 and encodes 432 amino acids. Gene Ontology annotation, cellular component: mitochondrion; succinate-CoA ligase complex. The record is from RefSeq and is a predicted model, not a curated record. Gene Ontology annotation, molecular function: succinate-CoA ligase (GDP-forming) activity; ATP binding. Lineage: Eukaryota; Metazoa; Chordata; Aves; Passeriformes; Tyrannidae. The transcript is spliced from 11 exons.
GCGGGGACAGCGAUAAGAUGGCGGCUCCCUUGGCCAGGCCGGCGGGGUUUGUGCUGAGGGACUUGGCCCUGCGAUCCGCCCGCCUGCGGGGCGGCUUCCCGGCUGUUCAGUUAACCCCCAGACGAUGGCUGAACCUGCAGGAGUACCAAAGCAAAAAAAUAAUGGCAGACCAUGGGGUUACAGUUCAGAGAUUCUUUGUAGCUGAUUCUGCAAAUGAUGCCCUGGAGGCUGCUCAGAGACUAAAGGCGAAGGAAAUCGUUCUGAAGGCACAGAUUCUGGCUGGAGGGAGAGGAAAAGGUAUUUUCAAUAGUGGAUUGAAAGGAGGAGUUCAUCUAACUAAAGACCCUAAGACUGUUGAACAGCUUGCUAAACAGAUGAUCGGGUACAAUCUGUCAACAAAACAAACUCCAAAGGAUGGUGUGACAGUUAAAAAGGUGAUGGUUGCAGAAGCACUGGAUAUUUCCAGGGAAACCUACUUUGCAAUUCUGAUGGACAGAGCAUGCAAUGGACCUGUCAUGGUUGGCAGUCCCCAGGGUGGUGUGGACAUAGAGGAGGUUGCAGUAACUAGCCCAGAACUUAUCUUUAAGGAGGAAAUAGACAUUUUUGAAGGCAUAAAGGAUCGUCAGGCUUUGCAGAUGGCAAAAAAUUUGGGCUUCCAAGGACCUUUGCAACAGCAGGCAGCAGAUCAAAUUAAGAAGCUGUAUAAUCUUUUCUUGAAAAUUGAUGCCACUCAGGUUGAAGUGAAUCCCUUUGGUGAAACUCCAGAAGGGCAAGUUGUUUGCUUUGAUGCCAAGAUAAACUUUGAUGACAAUGCAGAAUUCAGACAAAGAGAAAUAUUUGCCAUGGAUGACAAGUCUGAAAAUGAGCCCAUAGAGAACGAAGCUGCCAAAUAUGACUUAAAAUACAUAGGACUGGAUGGAAACAUUGCUUGCUUUGUCAAUGGAGCUGGGCUUGCAAUGGCAACGUGUGACAUCAUAUCCCUGAACGGUGGGAAGCCAGCCAACUUCUUGGAUCUCGGUGGAGGUGUGAAAGAAGCACAAGUGUACCAAGCAUUCAAGCUGCUGACAACAGAUCCAAAGGUUGAAGCAAUCCUGGUGAACAUAUUUGGUGGGAUCGUGAACUGUGCCAUCAUAGCCAAUGGUAUCACCAAAGCCUGUCGAGAGCUUGAGCUGAAAGUACCUCUGGUGGUCAGACUGGAAGGAACAAAUGUCCAUGAGGCCCAGCGCAUUCUGAGUGAAAGUGGACUCCCCAUCACAUCUGCCAAUGACCUUGAGGAUGCAGCAAAGAAGGCAGUGGCCAGUGUGGCCAAAAAAUAACACCUUGAAGAUUAUUCUCACGGAAAGACAUCAUUCUUGUUGUUAUUUCAGAGGAUUAGAGGAGCUUUCCUAAGGAGUCGUCAGGUUUGGUGGACUUAAUUUGUGAUAGAUGGCCAGCUCAGGCCUUAGGCUUGCAAGUUAGGCUUCAGAACUUUUGCAGCUACAAUCUUGAGAAGUUUUUAUGUCUUUAUCUAACUUUGAUAAUUUUGUUACAAUUGUAAUAAGUAAUACUUCACUUCAGAAAAUUCCUUUUUGUCUCUCCUUCCAAAGUUAUCACUGAUAAACUCAUGAUAAGGUACAAUAAUUAAUAAUUGACUUGUAUCGACAGGAUAGUUCUUUAAUCAAACACAUGUAGGUCACCUAUUUCACAAUAUUUUAAUUAAAUUUUUUAUAUUGUAAAGCAUCAGCAAACUAAUAACGGGUUUAUAUUUUUAUGGACUUUUAGAAUAAUGUAAAAAAUCGUGCUUACAAUACCUAUUUUUAUUAAAAUGGAUGAUGUUUGUUUUCUUUUCUUAGCAACCACUGAUUUUGCCUUAAGAUGAUUUCCUUCAGUUGAUGCCAAAGUAUACCUCACGAUAGGAAAAGGGAUUAAACAGUUGGUAGUGAAAAGACCUUCCACUCUUUUACUGUGCCUAUAAGCCUGUGAAAUGUGAUUCAUUUAUUUUCUAGUUUUUGGAAAUGAGGUGCAGUAUUUUUAGGUGUAGCAGGGCCAUACAGGGAGCCCCAGGAGGAUGUGUCUGCCGGAAGGAAAGUGGCUGCUAACUUCUUAAGAUAACCUCUUUCAUAACUAUGUCAGUGCUGUGAGGUUUUAAAAUAAGAUGAGAAACUGAAGCAGUUUUCUGCCCAGGAGCAUGGAGUAUUCUUCAAUUGAUUUAACUUCCAGAAACCAUUUCUGAUUUAUUUGGAAUAAAACACAAAUGAACUUUUCCAUUUUCAAGGUAUUUGAUUUCUCAGGCAUCAGUAAAAAUACGUACGAGG